AAAAAGCUCAUAGCCAAAAGUGCGUUCUUCAAUUUGUGAAAUCAAAAAGUAUUUUUUAAUUUAAUUCCAAUUAAACAAUAAUUCUUACAUGCUAUCAAUAAGAAAUAAGUUUAUUAAAAACAUCCAGAUCCCUUGAGGUUAAUACCAUUGAGCACCAAUCUUCCAGACAUUUUUAUAAAUAUUUUUUAUUUUCAUCCCUUUGUGUUUAUGUUGUGUUGUGACAAAGUGUAAUGAUGGAUAAAGUAUCAAAAGAAAAUAUAGAAUCAUAUAUAAAUGAUACCCUCAAAGAAGAAAUAAAACGUCUCGAUCAGUACAUUCAAGCGUAUAAUGAGGAAAUUAUGGAAUUUGUUCAACUAAAGAACUCGAUUGAAGCAUUACAAAAAAAGGGUGGCGAAAAAUUGAAGACACAAAUGAAUAUUGGCGGUAGAUGUUUUAUGAAAGCUGAAGUACAAAAUACGGAUAAAAUAAUUAUUGAUGUGGGAAAAUCUUGCUUUGUCGAAUUUACAAUGGUAGAAGCUAUCAAAUUUUUGAACUUCAAAAUUACUGUUCUUACAAAAGAGUGCCAAGUAAUACGAGAUGAAAGUAUUAAACAACGGUCCAAUGUCAAACUUACUAUGGUUUUAUCCUAGAUUAUCAAGAUGUAUUGAAGGAAGUUACUAAAAAGUUGUUUUCAAACACAAAGUUGAAUUUUUCAAAAUAAAAGAAAUAUAUAUAAAAUUAUAACAGUG
This is a messenger RNA of Episyrphus balteatus (marmalade hoverfly), 728 nucleotides long. RefSeq names its product protein UXT homolog (gene Uxt). NCBI's taxonomy places the organism in Eukaryota, Metazoa, Arthropoda, Insecta, Diptera, Syrphidae. Gene Ontology annotation, molecular function: transcription corepressor activity. The transcript is spliced from 3 exons. The coding region runs from base 231 to 629 and encodes 132 amino acids. Gene Ontology annotation, biological process: negative regulation of transcription by RNA polymerase II. The record is from RefSeq and is a predicted model, not a curated record.